AUGGCCUCUUCGGAUCUCCUCUCUCUACUCCUCGCUCUGGGGCUCCUCCACUCCUCCGAUCCCCUUCCAGAUGCCACCCCAUGGCCGUUCUCCCUCCCAUCAACGAUACAGCUCCCCUGCCGGGCCUCCGUCACGGACUACGGCGCCGCCGGCGACGGCAAGAUGUACGACACGGCGGCCAUCCAGGCAGCGGUGGACGCCGUCGCCGCCUGCGGUGGCGGCCCCGUCCGCUUCCCCCCUGGGGACUACCUCACGGCGACGAUCCUGCUGAAAUCCGGCGUGGUGCUGGACCUUGCGGAGGGCGCGCGGCUGCUGGGGGGGACCCGCGAGGAGGACUACCCGCCGGAGAGCCAUAGGUGGUACGUCGUCCUGGCGGAGGACGCCGCCGGCGUGGGGAUCACCGGCGGCGGCGAGAUCAACGGCCAGGGCUGGGUCUUCGUCCGCCGGCGAGACCCGAGGAAGAACGUGAUGGUCAGCUGGAACUCGACGGGGGCCUGCCUCGGUGACGAGUGCCGCCCCCGCCUCCUCGGCUUCCUCCGCUGCCGUAACGUCCGGAUCUGGAACAUCCGCCUCGUCGACCCCGCCUACUGGUGGUGCGCAUCCUAGCAAAACCCUAAUCUUCUUCUUCCUCUUCUUCUUCUUCUUCCUCAUCUAGCCUGUUGGCCUUGCAGCUUGCACCUGGUGGGCUGCGACAACUCGUCCAUCCGGGAGGUGACGAUCCUCGGGGACUUCGAUUCCCCCAACAACGACGGCAUCGACGUGGAGGACUCCAAUAACACGGCCAUCGCCCAGUGCCAUAUCGACACCGGCGACGACGCCAUCUGCCCAAAGUCCUCCGCCGGGCCGGUGGUCAACCUCACCGCCGCCGACUGUUGGAUCCGGACCAAGUCCAGCGCCAUCAAGCUCGGCAGCGCGAGCUGGUUCGAUUUCAGAAGCUUCCUCUUCGACAACAUCACCAUCUUCGACUCCCACCGGGGGCUCGCCCUUCAGAUCCGCGACGGAGGUAACGCCGCCCGCCGAUCCUCCUCGGGCAGAACAACCCGCCCUUCACUUCACGGCUCUGGUUCAAUGCAGGGAAUGUCAGCGAUGUCACCUUCUCGAACAUCAGAAUAAGAACGAGAUACUAUGAUCCCUCGUGGUGGGGGAGAGCCGAGCCCAUCUACGUCACUACCUGCCCCCGGGAGCUGGGCUCGAGAGCCGGGUUGAUCUCCGGUCUGCGAUUCAUCAACAUCUCCGCCGAGUCGGAGAACGGGGUCUUCUUGUCCGGCUCCGGCGGCGGGCUGCUCCAAAACUUGAGCUUCGUCAACGUCAACCUGACCUUCAGGAGGUGGACGGACUACCCCGACGGAGUAGUGGACUACAGGCCGGGGUGCCAAGAAAUGGUGCGCCACAGCACGGCCGGGUUGAUGGUGGAGCACGUCUCCGGCCUGGAGAUGGACAGGGUGAGGAUGCGCUGGCACAAGAGCAGCUCGAAGGGGUGGAACAACCCAAUAGAGUUCUGGCCCUCCACGGUCAACGGGCUGUCCUUCCGAGAAUGGUACUCGGAAGAGUACUGA
Molecule: messenger RNA, 1556 nt
Organism: Spirodela intermedia
Lineage: Eukaryota; Viridiplantae; Streptophyta; Magnoliopsida; Alismatales; Araceae
Source: the annotation of a GenBank genome assembly